GGGUGGCCCGAAUAUGGCGCUGCCUGGUAAUGUGCCGGCAACGCCCUAUGGGGUGGUUCAAUGCUACAUCUGUGGUAAGCUCGGCCAUUAUGCUAGGAACUGCUGGCAAUCUCCCAACAGGCCGAAGCCUGAGGAGGAAAAUACUGAGAUGAGGGAACUGUUACAGAGGAUUGCGAGGAGGAAAAGAGGAAACGGGAGGUAGAGGAAUCUAAGAAGAGGGAGGAGGAGGAGAGGAGAGAGGGCGAUAAGCUACAAGAGGAGGAGGCGAGAGAGGCGCGACUGGAGGCGACGAUCGUAUGUAUUCUCAACCAGAGGAGAGAAUCUGUUAUGAUUGCUCCACCUCCUACGGCCAUUACUGAAUCGAAGAAGAGAUCUUCGCGGUCGAAGGCACGAAUGCUGAGGGAGAUUAGGAGUUAUAUUGCCGAAUUUGAGGAUGAUAGCGAAGAAGUAAAGGAGGAGGCGGAGAAGUUGAUUGACGCUCUUGAGAAAAGGAAGAAAGUUUGCAAGAAGGAGACCGCUGCCACACCAAGAACAAUGGUAGGACGAGUCAUGAAGAGGAAUCCUACUCCCAAGAAUACGAAGGCUCAAGUGCAGGAGGAACCGGUGGAUGAGGACGAGUUUCAGACUCCUAGGAAGGUGUGUCCGGCGGCUGGAUCGGGUGAGGGCAUGAUUGAGUAUGCUCUCACUCAAUCGAGGGCUCUUAGUGCUCUGAAGGCGGCUGAGGUGAGGAAGAUCUGCGAUCAGGAGGGCGUGGUUUAUGUGGUGAAGGAUCAAGCCGUCGCUGAUAUUGUCCGCUGCCUUAGGGAUCUCGCCGUAAAGAUCAUCUCUCUUUCAGUAAAGGACGAGGCUGUACGCUCUCUGGUUAUUGAAAGGUUUAGGCUGGUCCGUCUGAAAGGUAGGGCGGUCGGGAGCAUUAUUCACAAUUACCGGGAGGUGCUCACGCAGAGGCGGGAUCAGUGUACUUGCUCACCUUUUCAUCUUGAGAGGCACCAGGGGCACGUGCGCGUACGAUUGGAUGAUGUGCCAGGUGUCCACCGCUUCGUUCAGAAUUCCAGGAAUGUCACGGCUGGACGAACACUGACCGGCUACCAGUUGAUGGAGUGGGUAGUGAAGUCGAUUCCGAAGGCCUGGAGGAAGCAAGUGCUCAGCAUUACUCAGGAGGAGAUCUCAUGUUGCUUUGCCCCCGCUGAGCCGAGAGUGUCCGCACUCACUGAACUAGAAGUCGUAUGGGAAAUACAACAUCUGGAGGGACUAGUCCUGGUGCCACUGGAUAGGAACCCGGGUGCUACGCUGGUCAUUUGUCCAGUCCUAUAUUUUCAUGCUUUUCGGAUGGCCUUUUGCUGGAAUCCGGGUUUUCUGCGGAUGAAGGAACGUGAAGACCAGAUCUUGUCCGUUGCGAGAGACGCGUAUAAGAAUGCUGGUCUGCAGGUGACGGGCACAUGGAGGACGUGUGGAAAACUGGGACGUGCUUACGUCAUUCCAAAGGACAAGGAUCACGCACGUUGGCGGUCGAUAUCACCAUCGUGGUCUGAGCCGUCUCGAACAACGGAUGCAAGGCUGGUGAAGGCGUUGAGAUACAUGCUCUUGUGUCUGCCCGCCUGUUCCCACUUCGGUCUGAGGGCAACGGAUUUCAUGAAGCAGGCUAUGACUAAAGCCGUGACGAAACUUGAAAAAGCGGGCGACACCGUGAUCGGGAGGAGCUUUGAUAUCAAGGAUAUGUUUGCAAAGCUCCCCCACGAUGACAUUAUCACCUCGGUGGUAUGGCUGGUACACAAGAUGAUGGGACGGGGUCUCGUAGCUGUAAAAGUGUUCGGUAUUCCGAUGGGAAAGCAUUUGUCUCCAUCCAUUGCUAACUUGUUGUGUGCGAAGGCUGAGUUUGACUUCCUGUCGUUGCUUGGGAAUGAUCGUCGAAUGAUUUCGGGUGUUCGAAUGGUUGAUGAUGUGUCGGUUCUCGUAGUAUUUGAUAGCUUGGACAGAUGUAGCUAUAAGAGGGUGGCUGAUAUUGUUGAGUCGUUUGAACGCUGUUAUCCCAGCUCGUUGAAGCUGGUUCGGAAAGAUGGUGGCUUCAAUGCCUGGGAUUUCUUAGGGAGUAGAGUGGUGAUGGAGCCUUGCCCACCAGUGGUACAUAUUUUUCCUAAGACUAAGAAUCAAUAGACAAUUUUGACGCAGGGUAACUUACACUUUCACUCUAUGCAGGAUUACCAAUCAUACUCCGCGAAGAAAGUAAAGCGGGCGACGUUAA
Chara braunii is the source of this 2242-nucleotide messenger RNA. Lineage: Eukaryota; Viridiplantae; Streptophyta; Charophyceae; Charales; Characeae. The record is from the annotation of a GenBank genome assembly.